Sclerotinia borealis F-4128 is the source of this 2412-nucleotide messenger RNA. Lineage: Eukaryota; Fungi; Ascomycota; Leotiomycetes; Helotiales; Sclerotiniaceae. The record is from the annotation of a GenBank genome assembly.
AUGCAGUAUGUGCGAAGCAUCAGCGGUUCGGUUUCGAAAACAUGGAACUCCAUCAAUCCUGCAACCCUUAGCGGAGCUAUCGAUGUCAUAGUCGUUGAACAGGAAGAUGGAUCGUUGGCAUGUUCGCCAUUCCACGUCCGAUUCGGGAAGUUCUCUUUACUUCGGCCAUACGAGAAGAAGGUCGAAUUUAGAGUCAACGAUGUCAAACAAGAUUAUGCGAUGAAGCUGGGGGAGGGGGGAGAAGCAUUCUUCGUUUUCGAGACGAGUGACAAUAUUCCAGAAGCUAUGCAAACAUCACCCCUUGUUUCGCCAGUUUCCAGUCCGCCAUUGCCAGCAACAGGUUCAGAGGUGUCGAGCCUGUCGGAACCCGAUUUUCUAGCCUUGGAUAUGGGUCAUCGAAGUUUAAGAUCAGGCAGCUUUACAAAGUCUGCCGGAGAACCAUAUCCUAGGAGGCAAAGUAAUAUCAGUGCUUUGACGCCGCCAUCGUUGUCUUCAGAACAUGCAAGUGGCAAACCCCUUUCCGGCGAUUGGCCAGGAGUUACUCGUAGCCAUACAGACGAAUUGUUAUCAUCCUCGGCUCGAACCAAUGUUAGCGAUUUGACGGAACGAGACAGGCAAACACGAUCUAUGACACCAACCAUUGCAGCUGUCGAUGGACAAUCGGACUUCUUCACUGAAAGGUCGCACAGUCCUCCACCUUUACCAACCCGCGAAGCAAUAGAAAGGGCGAUGGCGUUGUCAAAUAGACUUCAAGCAUCAAACAUACCAAGUCAAGUUACCGAGACCGGGGAUCUGAUGUUGGAUAUGACUGGCUACAAAAGUAGUGACGAUGACGCUCUUCGAGCAGAAGUUAUUGCGCGAAAGAUUCUAUCGGAAGAAUUAGAAGGCAAUUAUGACAUCGGUGCUCUAAUCGGUGCGGAUGAGCAUGGAAAUCUUUGGAUAUACAGUAGUGAGGAGGCAAAAGAGGCUGCAAGUCAGAGGGCGGCAUUAGCAGGCAUCACGAAUGCCUCUGCGUUGACCACUGAUGCUUCAUCGGAUCCAGGAUAUAACAGCGAAACAGACAGUGAUAUCAUUCUUCAUCCACCAAUUGCUCCAACGCACCGACGUGCCGAUUCUGAUUCAUUGGGCAUGCAGACACCUCCUAAGACACCCACCGGGACUGCCGGUGAUCCGAAUCGGAACUAUGCCAAAACUUUGCGGUUGACUAGUGAUCAAUUGAAAGCUCUCGGCCUCAAGUCUGGACCAAAUCCUGUGAGCUUCACGGUUAAUCGAGCAACAUGUCAAUCGAAUAUGUAUCUCUGGAAAUAUGAUGUCCCUAUUGUGAUUUCUGAUAUUGACGGUACCAUCACAAAAUCAGAUGCUCUUGGCCAUGUUCUUAACAUGAUUGGAAGAGAUUGGACUCAUAUUGGAGUUGCUAAACUUUACACUGAGAUUGUCAACAAUGGUUACAAUAUCAUGUAUUUGACAUCUCGCUCAGUAGGUCAGGCUGAUAAUACCAGAGCAUAUCUCAACGGAGUCGUGCAGGAAAAUUAUCGUUUACCGAAAGGUCCAAUGAUCUUGAGUCCCGAUAGAUUGCUUGCAGCUUUGAGACGAGAGAUUUACAUCCGGAAACCAGAAGUCUUCAAAAUGGCAUGUUUACGAGAUAUUAAAAACUUGUUCGGCCCCAAUCGCACACCAUUCUACGCAGGUUUCGGUAACAGACUCACCGAUGCGUUGUCGUACCGUUCUGUUAGUAUUCCCAGCAAUCGUAUUUUCACGAUCAACAGUUACGCAGAAGUAUCGUUAGAUUUGCUCAGUCUCAACAAAUUACGAUACAGCUAUGUGAAUAUGCGAGAGGUCGUUGAUCAUUACUUCCCACCGGUAAACACUCUUAUCACAGGCGGAGGUGAAGAAUAUACCGAUUUCACAUAUUGGCGAGAACCUGUUCUCGAAAUAGAUGACUUCAGUGGUUCCGAGAGCGAUGAAAGGGAUCUCGAGGAAAGAGAAAACGAGGAGGACGAGGAAGAAGAGGAAGAAGAGGAAGAAGAUAAUGAACAGAUGGGUGAAAGUUACAUUUCUCGCGGAUCUAUAGAUGAAGAAACUUACUACGAGGAAGGCCUGGAUGAAAGUCUUUUGAUGGAGUCGAUAGAAGGUGAUGAUGGUUUGGCAAGAAGUAUGCUGUUAGAAGGGGAAGAUCAAGGCCAAAAACAUUACGAUAAUGCGAUUGAAGAGGCAGAAGACGAAGAUGCAGAAGAUGCAGAAGACGAAGUAGUCGCAGAAGACGAAGAAGAAUCUCCACUGGAAGAGGGCGGUGUUAGACUACACGAUCAACGCACUCCCGAGCCCGAGACACGUGAUUCAGAUGCCGAAGCGAUUACGGGAAUGAAAGAUCUUGCCUUGGAGAGGGAAGAUUCUGAUCAUAAGACAGUCUAG